AUGGCCAUGGGACUCCAGCAGCAGCAACACACACAGGGCUCGCCGCCCAUCCACUUCCCCGGCGACUUUGUCGAGUACGGCCAGCAGUACGACAACAACAGCGGCCACCACAGCGACCCGUCCUCUUCUCAGCAGCGUCAAUCCCGCGGUGAGGGCGGCAGGAACGGCCGGUAUCGAAGACCGCGUUCCCCUUCCCUCGACGACGAUUCUCGCUUCACUACCGGGCCCAGCGGCGGUGAGGAUCCGCGGGCUAGCUCUGACGCUGCGCUGCAUGAUGCCGUGCUCGCGCAGGCGCCCCAUCAACAGCAGCGCGUAAUCCCAACAAACGGCCGCAACGGAGGCCAACCCCGCGCCGCAGGCCCUCGCGCACCCCCCGCCGCCGCAAACGCAUCCCAGAACCGCCGCUCCCAGCCCCCGCCAGUCAACUCCCAGCUGCCGCCCUACAUGGGCGAGAACCCCGACGAAUGGAGCCCGUCCAAGGACGCCGCAGGAGCAGGCGGCUACUCCCGCCGCCGCACAGAGCGCCACGCCCGCCGGCAAUCCUCCACCGGCAGCCGCGCCCCGGGAGCCCCGGACCCGCCCCAAAUGAGCGGCGGCGCGUCCCCGCGCGGCCCGCCCGAAAGCCAGCACUCUCCCAGAGAUAGACUCCCGUCCCAGCAGCUACAGCAGCAACAGCGAGAGCAGCACAUCCCCAACCCGGCAGGCGGUCUUCGCCCUCCUUCCCCGCCAGCCGUGAACGAGAGCACCCUCAGCGACAUCAGCCGCGUCAACAGCCCCAGCAUCUCCAAAUCCGUCCUCGAGCCCCUCCAGCGCAAGAUGCUCGAGUACCACCGCCUCAUGGACGAAGCUCAGGGUCAGAUGGCGCAGUACGACGAGGAGCUUCGCCUCCUGCAGGAGCGCCGCCGUCUAGCCGAGCAAAGAUUCGUCGAUGCGAAGACUAAGCACGAUGAGUACGAGAGGCAGCACCUCGAUGUCGAGCGUGCGCUGCGCGGUGAUUAUGCGCCGCCUCAGCAGGUACAGCAGCAGCAGCAGAUGAUGCAGCAGCAGCAGAGUCAGCAGCAGAUGUAUCAGAAUAGUCCGCCCAGGACGGUGCCGAGACCGGCGUCGAGUAUUAUGAGCUAUGAUGAUCGGCCGAUGAGCGGGCACAGCUCGGGCCCAAAAAAGGGGAAGCUGAGGUUCAGUUUGUUUGGGAGGUAG
Messenger RNA from Colletotrichum tamarilloi, 1197 nucleotides. RefSeq lists its product as uncharacterized. The record is from RefSeq and is a predicted model, not a curated record. The transcript has 2 exons. The coding region runs from base 1 to 1197 and encodes 398 amino acids. Lineage: Eukaryota; Fungi; Ascomycota; Sordariomycetes; Glomerellales; Glomerellaceae.